AUGUUGACUGUACUUCGGCGUCAAUGGACCGCGUGUUCUGCGCUUCGGUCGCGCCGUCUGCGAGCGUACAGAGGUACUGCGCCAUUAUGUAGCUCUAGUCACUUGAAAGACGAUGCACUGGCUAUGCAGGUGCAGAAGUGGCAGCAGCAGAAGCAGCAAGAGACGGCUGAUGGUACCGUCAAGUAUCUAUCGGUCGAUCGAUCGGCACUGAAACAGCCAAGCGCCGCGUGGACUAAUAAAUUAGGGGAAAGUGUCAAUGCAGUUAAGGAAAAGAGCCCAAAAAACGCUCUUGUGCACGUUCUCCGCUCGAUGAUUGAGGUGAAAGGGCCACUCACAGUUGCCGAGUUCAUGACACGCGCUGUGGGUCACCCCGAUCAUGGCUAUUACAUGAAGAAGGACGUGUUUGGCAGUCAAGGAGACUUUACAACAGCGCCGGAGAUCAGCCAGAUGUUUGGAGAGCUCAUUGCGGUGUGGUGCGUGGCAACGUGGCAGCAAAUGGGAACGCCGAGCCAUGUCAAGAUUAUUGAAAUGGGGCCGGGACGAGGCUCCCUCAUGAGCGACUUUGUGCGUGCUGCCAAGUCUUUUCCGCCGUUCUACGACGCUCUUGAGAUUCAUAUGGUGGAUAUUAGUCCAGCAAUGCAACAGAUCCAACAAGAGACGCUAAAGUGUGAGCCAGUCGAGGACGAGACAGCACCUGAAGACACCAUGCGGCUUCCCGAUAAAGGCCCAACAAUUCGCUGGCAUUCAGACUUGGCGAACGUCCCGCAUGGUCCAAGUUUGAUCAUCGCUCAAGAACUCUUUGAUGCACUGCCGGUACACCAGUUCGAGUACACUGACCGAGGCUGGUGCGAACGCCUUGUGGACCUCGACUUAGAAGAUGGCGAUGACCACUUCCGCUUUGUGUUGUCGCCUGGACCAACGCCGGCCACGCGAGUGUACAUUGGCCGUGAGAAACUGUUUGACCCGUCGACUGCACUAUCGCCCGUAGCCGAGACGCAUAUUACUGGUGUUGAAGACCUCGAGAAGAUGCAGAGCACUGUAUUUCAGCGCCUGGAUGUGGCAGAUGUGGUGGGCACUCCCGUGCGCACCACACAAGCGCAGGUCGGAGACAAGAUCGAGAUUUCUCCGGUCAGCAUUGCGCUCGUACAGGACAUAGCCAAACGCAUCUCGCAAUCAGGAGGCGGCGCGUUGAUUGUGGAUUACGGGUACGACCACCCGUCCGAGCUGAGUCUGCGUGGCAUCAAGAAUCACGAGUUCGUUAGUGUGCUGCGCGAGCCAGGUGACGUCGAUCUGAGUAUCGACGUCGACUUCGCCACGUUGCGGCGUUAUGCAGCAGCAGAGUCCAAGGUGCAGAGCUCGGGUCCCGUCGGUCAGGGCGUGUUUUUGAAGAACAUGGGCAUAGAGCAUCGCUUGGCUAUGCUGCUGCAACACACCGAGUCGGAGAAGGUUCAGCAGGAUCUGUUCUCGUCCUACGAACGUCUUGUAAAACCUGAGCAGAUGGGCAGCAUCUUCAAGGUCAUGGCGCUGACGCAUGCACAAAUUGGCCAGCCCGUGGGUUUCGAGGACGUUCCAGGUGCACCACAAGAGUCGUGA
Molecule: messenger RNA, 1593 nt
Organism: Peronospora matthiolae
Lineage: Eukaryota; Oomycota; Peronosporomycetes; Peronosporales; Peronosporaceae
Source: the annotation of a GenBank genome assembly